This is a messenger RNA of Equus quagga, 1751 nucleotides long. RefSeq names its product integrin subunit beta 3 binding protein (gene ITGB3BP). Gene Ontology annotation, cellular component: nucleoplasm. Bases 253 to 789 code for a protein of 178 amino acids. The record is from RefSeq and is a predicted model, not a curated record. Gene Ontology annotation, biological process: CENP-A containing chromatin assembly; regulation of DNA-templated transcription. Lineage: Eukaryota; Metazoa; Chordata; Mammalia; Perissodactyla; Equidae. The transcript has 10 exons.
AAGUCCUGGGCUGCCCCGGCGGGACCUCGCUGGCGUCGCGGGCGUAGACCACCCCUGCCCGCUUCCCCGCGGACCGUCGGAGCCCGCGUCGCGGGGCGGCUGUUUCCGGGGGGCCGCCUUGAGGUGACGCCGCGUCGGGCGCCCGCGCUUUUUGGGCCCGGCGGCGCCCUGGGCCGGUCGUAUCUUGGAAGAGGCGGCUCCGGCAGUGCCGCCCCGGUGGGGCUAACCUGGUGCGGCUAACCUGGUGCUGACAUGCCUGUUAAAAGAUCACUGAAAUUGGAUGGUCUAUUAGAAGCCAAUUCAUUUGAUCCUUCAAAAAUCACCAGGAAGAAUGUUACAGCUUAUUCUCCAACAACUGGAACUUGUCAAAUGAGCCCAUUUGCUUCUCCCACAAGCUCUAAAGAAGGAGAGCACGAAAGUGGACCAUCAAAUGGAAAGAGAAAAAAAUUGAAUUGCCUCAGUUUAACCCAAAGAAAGGAAGCUACAACAGAAGACAGUGAUGAAUUCAUGGUGUUGCUAUCUAAAGUUGAGAAAUCAUCAGAAGAAAUCAUGGAAAUAAUGCAAAAUUUAAGUAGUAUACAGGCUUUGGAGGGCAGUAGAGAGCUUGAAAAUCUGCUUGGUAUCUCCCGUGCAUCGUGUUUCUUAAGAGAAAUGCAGAAAACGAAAGAACUAAUGACGAAAGCAACAAAACAAAAGCUGUUUGAAAAGAAGAGUUCAGGACUUCCUAACAAAGAUGAUGCACACCAACACAUGCGUAUGUAUAGAGUUACGUCAUCUCGACAGCUAUGAAUUCCUGAAAGCCAUUUUAAACUGAGGCAUUUAGAAGAAAUGCGCCCACUAUGAACAACUCCUGCAUCUGCUUGAUCGCAUUGAAAGGAACAGAAGAAAUGUCUGUAAUUAAUCUGCCCAGUAAAUACCAGAUCAUAGCACUAGGCAGGUGCAUGUCUAGAUAAAAUUUCUUGCAGCUAAUUUAAACUUUCUACACACACCAGUAGGUAAUCUCAGUGUAAAUAAUCCAUUUCUUCUUGACCCUCUCCUGUGGAAGAGGCUCCUGACUCUCUCUCUGUGCCGCACACGCCUGUCCUGGAGCCUUUGUGGAGACUUGGUGAGGCGCUGACGCCCUGGCGCCUGGGCAGGCUGAAUGCUUUAAAGCCCAGGAUAAAGCUGAUGCUGGGUGCGUUAGGUACCAGUCUGCCCAUUUAAAGCCCCAGAUGUGUAUUGCGCAUUAUUUAGACUCUGCUUUAAAUUUUUAAAAAUGUAUGUAGAAGUUCAUUGUGUAGCCGCUAUCUCAGGGAUGAGGGUUUUUAGACUCUAGUUAUUCCUAUGCUCAUAGGGAGAAAGUAUUUUCAAAGUUAAAAUUUUCACAUCUCCUUUUGUAAACUAUUGGAAUACGUUUUUCAGUACAGACAUUUAAACUGAACUACACAGCCUACUGAACUUAAAGAAAAGACCUUUCUUAUGGGGCUGUAUGUGAUCCUCUCCAGAUUAUUUUGAAGCAUUAAUUUCUAUUUUGCUAUGGUGUUUUGUAUCAUCAUGCUUGUGCUGUCAGAAAAUAAAGGGCAGAGGAAAUUACAGAAUGUGUUAUAACUUGAUAACAUGGUUUUUUAAAACUUCUAUACUUUUCUUUGACUGUUUAUACAGGGAAAAAAUGCUACUCCCUCAGUACUUGUGUUGUCGACAAAAUUUAUAAGAUGUGACCGUGUCAUUUAAUUCACUGUAACAUGAAAAUAAAAAUACUAUAUGAAAAUCUG